Messenger RNA from Zea mays, 2291 nucleotides. Its product is annotated as reticuline oxidase-like. The record is from RefSeq and is a predicted model, not a curated record. Gene Ontology annotation, molecular function: FAD binding; oxidoreductase activity. The coding region runs from base 88 to 1752 and encodes 554 amino acids. The transcript has a single exon. NCBI's taxonomy places the organism in Eukaryota, Viridiplantae, Streptophyta, Magnoliopsida, Poales, Poaceae.
UAACCAUUGCCUUUUUAGAAGGAAACUAACCGAACUCAAGAACGCUACUGUUUGUACAAGCACUAGAGUGAGAGCACCAUCACCACCAUGUACACCAAUAGCUCCCCAACUUCCUUACUUCUAGGCAUACUCAGCAUACUCUUAUCAACGCAUCCCCAUGUCAUCGCGUCGCAGUCUCCGCGCGACAAUGGCGUGCGCGCCAGGUCCUUGUCGACCUGCCUACUGGCCUCCGGCGUCCGUAACUUCUCCAUGGCCGGGUCUCCGGGCUACGCCACCAUCUUCGACUUCUCCAUCCAGAACCUCCGCUUCGCAGCCCCGGGGAUCCGCAAGCCGGAGGCUGUCGUGCUGCCCACCUCCAGGCGCGGCCUCCAGCGCGCGGUUCUCUGCGCGCGUAGUGCGUCGCUGGCCAUCCGCGUGCGCAGCGGCGGGCACAGCUACGAGGGCCAGUCCUACACCGUCUCCGGCGGCGUGCUGGACGGUAAAGCCCCCUUUGUUGUGAUCGACCUCAUGAACCUGAACAAGGUCCGUGUCCACGCCGCGUCAGCCACGGCGUGGGCGGAGUCCGGCGCGACGCUAGGCGAGGUCUAUCACGCGGUGGCGCACUCGUCGCCGUCGAACCGGUCGUCCCUGGCGCUCACCGCCGCGUCGUGCUCCACGAUCGGUUUGGGCGGACACAUCUCCGGCGGCGGCUUCGGACCGGUGUCCCGGAAGUUCAUGCUCGCGGCCGACAACGUGCUAGACGCGCUGCUCGUCGACGCGGUGGGCAGAGUCCUGGACCGCAGAGCCAUGGGCGAGGACGUGUUCUGGGCCAUCCGCGGCGGCGGAGGCGGCAGCUGGGGAGUCGUCUACGCCUGGAAGCUCCGGCUCGUCCCUGUUCCCGACACCGUGACGGUGUUCACGCCGAGAAGGGAAGGUUCGGUGGACGCCAUGGCGGGCCUCGUGUACAGGUGGCAGUUCGUGGGGCCUGCUCUGCCGGACGAGUUUUACCUCUCGGCCUCGCUCACGAUCGGUAGCUCGUCGUCGUCAUCACAGGAAGACCGAGAUCUUCGCAACGUGGCAUUCACGGGGCUGGUGCUUGGGCCAAAGGAGAUGGCCAUGUCGGUGCUGAACGAGAGGUUCCCAGAGCUGGGCCUCGCCGAGGCGGAGGUGUCGGAGAUGAGCUGGGUCGAGUCGGCAGCACGGCUCGCCGGGCUGAGCUCGGUGGACGAGCUCACCAGCAGGGUAUCCAAGACCAAGUACUACGGCAAGAACAAGUCCGACUACGUGCAGCGGCCCAUCUCGAGGGAUUCCCUAGCCGCCAUCCUACGGUACCUCUCCGACGGGCCGCCGGCGGGGUACGUGACCAUGGACCCCUACGGUGGCGCCAUGGCACGCUUGAGCGCCACGGCGACGCCGUUCCCGCACCGCGCGGGCAACCUGUACGCCCUUCAGUACGGCGUCACGUGGGACUCGGACGCCGGCGAGGCCAGCGUGAGUGCACGCAUACAAUGGCUCCGGUCACUGUACGCGUACAUGACGCCGCACGUGUCGUCCAACCCACGCGCCGCGUACGUAAACUACAUUGACAUCGACCUCAUGGGCUUUGACGAGAGCCUCGGCCCGGUCAGAUUGGCAUCGUCGGUGAGCCAUGCGCGGGCGACCUGGGGCGCGGCGUACUUCACCGUGGAGAACUUCGACCGGCUCGUCCGGGCCAAGACGCGAAUAGAUCCUGCCAAUGUCUUUUACAAUGCCCAAAGCAUACCAUUGCAUUAGCGGAAGAUAGGGCCGAAAUUUAUUUGUGUACAAGAUAAACUUCCUCCACCUCCUCCUUCCCCACCCCAUCACGCGCACGUGCUCGGUAUCCAUUCCAAAAUAAAUGCACAUCUCGUUUAUCAAGAAGGUUAAACUUUUGUUAGGUUUCAUCGAGUAUAUAUAUAUACUAGUACGAUCCCCGUACGUUGCGACAGCACAUGAAUUAUUCGAUAAAAUAUUAGUACAUAAAAAUAAACAACACAUAUUAACCAUAUAUUCUCUUAAUGGUUGCUAAGGUAGUGAAGAAAUUGUAGCCACUUUCCUAAUUUUUUUAUCGUUCUUAGUUUUGAAAUGGUGAAUGUUGACCAGGUUUAUCCGUUGUCAAAGCAAACGUUGGUGGUGGGUAUAGAAAUCAGGCAUGGAUACAAGAUAUAGCUCUAAAAACAGAAUCAUGGAUAAACAACUCGUUCAGAUAUUCCUAUUGAUGUUUGUGAGUCAACUGUAACUACAUGAAGCAAAAUAUACCUAAAUAACACAACCUAGCUCCACAAGGCAGACAC